This is a messenger RNA of Ectocarpus sp. CCAP 1310/34, 4755 nucleotides long. Lineage: Eukaryota; Phaeophyceae; Ectocarpales; Ectocarpaceae. The record is from the annotation of a GenBank genome assembly.
CGAAUUGGAGGUCUAGAUGAGCUUCUCGACCGCCAGAGCCGAGAGAGGAGAGAAGCCGCACGGCCUGCCGAGAGCCCCGUCUGGUAAAUAGCGCAAAAGUCGUCUUCGGGGAUGAACCGUUCGAACACACAGCAGCAGCAGCAGGGCGAUGGGACCAGAGAGGCAAACAACAACAUGAAGAACGAGGCUGUUUACGACUUUUAUGGGAAGCACCUGGUGUACCCCAAGAGCUCGCUGUACCUCUUCAGCGAGAAGAGCCGAGUGCGGGUGGCAUUUGUCAAGCUUGUCGCGCACCCCUGGUUCGAUCGCUUCAUCCUGCUCGUGAUUGCCUUGAACUCCAUCGUGCUUGCCCUGACGGACUGGACUCGAAUCGACGAGGAUCCUAGCUCGGAGCAUGUCGGCGAGCCGAUUGCGGAAGGGUCGUGGAGAAACACGCUGCUGUACGAGACCGAGAGCAUGUUCACGGCAAUUUUUACCCUGGAGUUCGUGCUGAAGGUAGUUUCUCAGGGCUUUAUUUUCGGCCACGGAGCGUACCUGAGAGACGCUUGGAAUGUGCUCGACUUCGUGGUGGUGGUCACUGCGGUCCUGACGAGCAUUCCCGGAAUGCCGACGGCGACGGCGAUUCGCGUUUUCCGGGUGCUGAGGCCGCUCCGGAGCCUUUCCACACUUCCCGGCCUGCAGCAUCUAGUGGUCAGCAUGCUCAAGUCUGUUCCUCAGCUGGUGAGCGUCCUCAUUCUCUUGCAGUUCAUCUUCGUCGUGUUCGGCAUCCUCGGCAUCCAACUCUUCGCUGGCAAGCAGCACUCUCGGUGUCGCCUCACACCGUACCCGGUCACCACGGCCUUCGAGACGGGGAUGGACUACGCGGACCACCGGUGCCUCGAGGCCAGCAACUUCGACGUCGUGGACGAAGACAACUCCUGGACCCAGAGCAGCAGCCCCUGGUCCACGCCGCAGGACUGCUGGUGGCCGCUGGACACCGACGACACCCGGCUGUGCGCCUUCGACGACUCGCCGGGCAACCACCAGUGCGAGCACGACCCUGCAUACCUCAACGAGAGCGACUUCCGGUGGUGCGGGAGCGACUACGACGCGCUCGGCAACCGGCGCUUCGAGGGCGGGGUGACGCUCGAGGGGUCGCCGUGGGGGGGCUGGAACCUGACGGACAACGCCACGUUUGUGGAGGACCUGGCCUGGGGCUACACGACCUUCGACAACAUCUUCGUCGCCUUCCUGACGAUCUUCCAGAGCAUCACGCUCGAGGGGUGGUCCGACAUCCUGUACCAGGUGGUCGUGGACUGUGUGUGUGUGUGUGUAUUGUUUUUUGUCUUGUUCCAAGGGCAUUGUCGUCGCCGUCGGUGCUUGGUGUUGCUGGUGUUGCUACUGCUGACACGACGACGUGCGUGGUCUCUCGGCGGUUGCGGCGCUUUUUUUCGUUGGCAGGUUAAGGAUUGCAGCCGGCCCGUUCUCGCAGACCUGUUUUUCAUCGUCCUCGUGCUGUGGGGGGCCUUCUUCACCCUCAACCUUCUGCUGGCGGUCCUGGAGAAUAACUUCAGCCAGGGCGGGGAAGAAGACGAGGCGAGGCAGGCGGCGGCGGCGGAGCAGCGGCAACAGGAGCAACAGGCGGACAGCAGCAUCGACGACGUGCUGGGCGUAUCCGUGGAGGAAAAGGCGAUUGCUGCCGAACGAGAGGUUGAAGAUGGAGAGGCUGGGGUAAAAGCUGCUGCUGCUGCCGCUGCUGAUGGCCUGGCAGCGACGGAGGAAGGAAGGAGGACCGGGGGCGGGGAGGGGGCGGCGUGGGGGUUGGGGGUGGAAGGAGGGACAAGAGAGGAGUUACUCUCCGACAGAUGUCACAGCAUCAGUAGCAGCGGUAGCGGUGGUAGCGAGACUGAGGGCUACCGUGACUGGCGCGUGAUAUUGUGGCGUCUGACCGCUAGCGACGCGUUUCUGCGCUCGAUAACGACCCUGAUCAUCCUCAACACGCUGACGUUGGCCUUGGAUCACCACCCCAUGGACGAUGACUUCUCCACGGUGCUCGACUUGUUGAACUUGGUCUUCACGCUGUGCUUCGCGUUGGAGAUGGCUUUGAAGCUGGUGGCACUGGGGCCGCGGGGAUAUGCGAAGGACAAGUUCAACCUAUUCGACGGGCUGGUUGUCUUGAGCAGCCUGGUGGAGCUUGCCAUCUGGCCGCCCAACAUCUUGACAGGGGGGGAAGGAGAGGACUGGGGCGGGGGGCUGUCGGCACUGAGAUCGUUCCGCGUGCUCCGCAUCUUGAAGCUCGCCAGGGGGUGGAGCUCAAUGCGCGAUCUGCUGGAAACGUUGCGGAAGACGCUCCUCGACAUCGGCAACUUCGCGCUGCUGCUCCUGCUGUUCAUGUUCAUCUACGUGCUCAUCGGCGUGCAGUUCUUCGCAAACCGCCUCCACUUCGCGGAGGACGGCAGGGUCAUCGGGAUAGGGGAGGAAGGGUACUACGACGCCAAGGUCCCGCGGUCGAACUUCGACACGCUACUCCACGCGUUCACGACGGUCUUCGAGGUCCUCUCUGGCGAGAAUUGGAACGCCACCAUGUACAGCGCGAGGCGCGCCGUCGGCUGGGUGAGCGUGAUCUACUUCGUGAGCCUCAUCGUCGUGGGGAUGAUGAUCGUCAUGAGCCUCUUCUUGGCCAUCCUCCUCAGCCACUUCGCGACGCCUGAACAGGACGAAGCGGUCGCCGAGGACAGGGAGCGCCGGCAGGAGAAAGAGAAGCUGGAGCGGCAGCAGCAGCAGCAGCAGCAGAGUUUGACGGGGGCUACACCGGCGAAGCACGAGGAGGGUAAGAACGGGGUAGGGAUGAAGGGGGAGGAGGAGGAGGAGGAGGAGGAGGAGGACGUGGCGGCAAGGAAAGAGGGAGCGGAAAGGAACGGCGCUGACGGCGGCAACAAAGGGCCUCGGACACAAGGCUGGUACACCUCUGAGCUGGACGAGUCCUUCCGCGGUGCCAACUCCUUUUUUGACAGUGACAGCCCGGGUACCGCCGCUCAGCGUGCUCUCUGGCGGGCCCACAGAGCUGCGUCGACGGCGCCCUUUGGCUCUGUGGGAACAAGGGGGGUUCCGCACGCCACCGGAGAAAUAGAGGAGGAGAGGGAGGAGGAGGAGGAGCACGCACAUCAACACCACCUCACGAACAGCAACAACAACAGCGACGCAGAGGUAGCAGGGAGCUGGGACACCAACGAGAGCCCCGACAACGGUAGCGACGAAGUCGACGCGGACGCCAAUAGCGGCGACCCGGGCUCGGAGAGGAAGGAGAACGCCGGGUGCUUCUCCCUGAGCCGCCUGGGCGCGAGCGUCGCCGGGUACGCGGCCGGCGCCGUCCGCAGCGUCAAGGUGCCCGAGAACAUCUACCCGGGGUUCGCCCUGUGCUGCCUCUCUGCGAAGAACCCGUGGAGGAGGGGCUGCGCCGCGGUCGUCAGCAACGCGGGCUUCUCCCGCCUCGUGACCCUCCUGAUCGUGCUGAGCUCGCUCACUUUGGCGCUGGACUCCCCGCUCCGGGACCCCGACUCGACGGCAGCGGAGGCCCUCGGGACCCUCGAGCUCGCGCUGACGUUCCUGUUCGUCCUCGAGGGCGUGCUCAAAGUCUGCGCCUCCGGAUUCUACUUCAUGCCUCUGGCGUACUUGCGGGACGCGUGGAACGUACUGGACUUCGGGGUGGUGAUGGUCUCGGUCGUCCAGCUGUUUCUCGUCCGCGGGGCCGGCUUGUCCGGCCUUCGGUCUCUUCGCGCGCUGAGAGCCCUCCGUCCUCUGAGGAUCGUCAAGCGGUUUCCCGGGCUCAAGCUCGUCCUCGAGGCCCUCAUCGGGUCCGUCCAGGGCGUGUUCAACGUGGCGGCGGUGUGCUUCCUGUUCUACAUCAUCUUCGCCAUCCUGUGCGUGAACUACUUCAAGGGCCUCCUCAUGUCCUGCCAGGGGGACGCCUUCGACGCCCUCCCCGGGGAGGUGGUGUCCUUCCUCGAGGACCCGCUGCCCUGGUCCGACAUGUCAUCCGGGCAGCGGGAGUGGUUCGGCCCCCUGAGCAACGUCUCGGAGGCGUUCUCGGGGGACGGUUUCAGCAGCAGCAUCGGCGGUAACCUUUCGACCUCGGGGGUAGAGUACUGCGACGUGAUCACCGGCGGCUUGUGGCCGGAUGCGGCGGGCUGCUGCUCCGCGUGGCCGACGUCGGCUGAAGAAGCCCCGACUAGCUAUGAGGUCUGCGAGUGCCUCGGACUGUCGUGGGCGGAGACCAUCCCGCAGCAGUUCGACAACGUCGCGGUGUCCCUCCUGACCCUGUUCGAGAUCUCCACGACCGAGGCGUGGACGUCGGUGACGUACGCGGCGGUGGACGCGUCGGGGGUCGGCAUGCAGCCGAUCCGAGACCACGUGAUGGCAAGAGUGUGGCUUUUCAUCCUCUUCAUGCUGCUGGGCGCGUACCUCGUCAUGAACCUCUUCGUAGGGGUUAUCGUUGACAACUUCAAGAAGAUGAAAGCGCGGGCGGAGGAGGGCGGUCUGCUGGUGACGGGACACCAGCGCUUGUGGAUCAAGACGCAGCUGAUCAUGCGCCGCCUAAGGCCGAUGAAGCGCAUACAGCCCCCUCCAGACCGUCUCGGAUCGUUAUGCUUCCGGUUGAUAAACUUUCCGUGGUUCGACUCGGCGGUGAUGGUGUGCAUCGUCCUGAACACGGUCGUCUUGGCCAUGAAAUACUUCGGCCAGAGCAACCUGUACACAAGGUACAGAAGCGCGCAGUAG